UAUUUGACCACGUGACCUUAAGGGCUGGUUCUCUCGUUGUAGCAGCCAUCAUAUCACCCUAAUACAAGUCCUGAUUAAAAAAGAAAAAAAAGCAAGCAGAGGCGCUGAGGAGCAGGGCGGGCAGCCAUGGGUUUGCACGGGAAUACAAUUUAAAAUGCGCCUCUGAAAACGCUGCUAGAUUUGUUUCGUUUUCGUGUGUAGGCCACAUCAGCUGCAGGUGGGGAAAUUGGUGCCUUUUUUGCCCUGUUUUUGUGGCACCUCUUGAUCCAGAACCAUCACGACUCUUGAGGUCUGUGGUGGGGCCGAGGUAAAGGAGCGGAACCCCGGCCAUCUUUGCUGCUUGCCACUCCUUGCUGGGUUUUGAGGCGGGAAGGAGACUCCAGGCACCAACUGAACCACCCAGAGCAUGGGGCAAAAGGUUCCAGGGGGCAUCAAGACCGUGGACAUGCGGGAUCCCACGAGCCGGCCGCUGAAGCUGCAGCUGCAGGCCCUGGACUACAGCAAACCACCACGGUUGGACAUGCUACUGGACAUGCCGCCUGCCUCCAGCACAGUGCAGAUGCAGCACUCGUGGAACAAUGACGACCGCUCGCUUAACAUCUUCGUCAAAGAGGACAACAAGCUCAUUUUCCAUCGGCACCCGGUGGCGCAGAGUACGGACGCCAUACGCGGUCGCGUCGGCUACACACGUGGCCUUCACGUCUGGGAGAUCUCCUGGGCCCUGCGUCAGCGCGGCACUCACGCUGUAGUGGGCGUGGCCAGCGGGGAGGCCCCUCUGCACUCGGUAGGAUACACAGCACUGGUCGGGAACAACAACGAGUCCUGGGGCUGGGACCUGGGCCGAAACAAAUUAUACCAUGAUGGCAAAAAUCAGCCCAGCAAGACCUACCCAGCCUUCCUGGAGCCGGACGAGACCUUUGUUGUCCCAGAUUCAUUUCUGGUGGUGUUGGACAUGGAUGAGGGCACUUUAAGUUUCAUCGUAGAUGGACAGUAUUUGGGAGUGGCUUUUCAAGGACUGAAGGGCAGGAAAUUGUACCCUGUUGUAAGUGCAGUUUGGGGACACUGUGAAAUCAGAAUCCGGUACAUCAAUGGACUUGAUCCUGAGCCCCUGCCUCUCAUGGACCUGUGCAGACGUUCAGUGAGAUUAGCAUUGGGCCGGGACCGACUGACCGAAAUACAUGGACUUCCUUUACCCGCCUCUCUCAAGAACUACCUACUCUAUCAAUGAUAAUAGGAGUGCCUUUACUUAUUGUAAGGCAGAGUGGCAAUUCUCUCUGGGAUGCGUUUAUUAUUAUUAUUAUUAUUAUUAUUAUUAUUAUUAUUAUUUUAUUUUUUUUUCCUGACAGACUCGCUUUCUUAACUGCUUUUCUCCUCACUUUGGAUUUUGGUACUUUGGGACUUUUUUUUGUUUUUACACCAAGGACGCCUCGGUCUCACAUUUGAAGUGUUUAUGGUCAUGUUUUGCGUCCACUUCUUAAAACCCUUGUGUCUGUGGCUUGCUUCAGUCAUGUCAUGUCAUGUCAUGUCAUGUCAUGUCAUGUCGUGUCGUGUCGUAUACUGAAUACACAAUGGGAGACUCACUGAACCCUGUGACACGAGCUGUCCCAGAAAAGAACAACGUGACGGUGAAGUGCAACGAGUUUGAAACCUCAGAUGUUUGCCAUAAUGGUUGCCUCUUUUUGUAGGUUUUUAAAAAAAAAUAAAUUAGAUGUACAUGGAGAUGUGUGACUGGUUUAGCUUUUUGAAUGGUGGAUAUAGAAUUGUAAUUGGUCUACUUGGGCAUCAGGUGAUGUACCUGCAAACCUUUAUGAAUUUGAAUUUAUGAAUUUAGAGCUGUUUUUAAAGUUUUUAAUCUCCUAUUCAUUUCUGUCCCUCAGAAUUGGCAGGAGAGAUGCGGCUGAAUGCAAAGUUCAAGACAGAGGGCUUUUUUUUUUUUUUUUUUAAAGCAAGAUGCAAAUAUAAGUUGAUUCAUUGUAGCAGACUGAGUGCGUGGCAAUGGCUUUCCCCCUUUCCUCUUGGUGGGUUAAAUAUAGCUUGGUGUUAGCUCUAGCAGCCCUAGCUGUCUGGCUUGGGGAAACGGGCUUUGACCUCCUGUGUGUGUAUAUAAUGGAGGUUGAAAGGCUAGCACUUGCACGACAUUACACAGCUAGCAUGUUCUAAUUGCCUGACUCGUUGCUCCUACAGCCAACAUGUCCUUUCCGCAGUUAACACUGUAAUAUCUGAAGUGCCUGCCCAUGUGCAUUUAGAGAAAGAGCCAUGAUUUUACAUAAAAAGAAGGAUGGCAUCACUGUGAAACUCUGCAACAUUCACAAACAAUAGUAAAAGCAGCAGGCUUUUUGGCGGUUGCCCCCCCCCCCCCCCCCCCCCUUUUCUUUUAAUAAUUGCCCCCCUGUCAGUUUCUCUGUAGUUGCAUCCAACCUUUAAUUUUGCCAUAUUUGUGAGAAAUGUUGUUUUUAAUCUGAGUCCGCGUUGAGAAGAAGGGUUAAUGGUCCGGAAGUGAGUUAAAGUGCAUAUGUUGUGACACUACUGUAACGUGCCUUGCCCAUGAGCUAACCAUUGACUCCCCUAUUGUUGAUGGGGGGGAAAUUGAUAUACUGAAGCGGAAACGUUCAAGUUUCUUUGCCCAGCCCAUUCUCAGUUUACUGCGUAAUCUCGUUUUUAGAUGUGCAAAUGUAGUUUCCUGUCUGGCAUCCAGCUUGCUGGGUGAUGCUCAACUUUCUGUUCUUGUGUCCUUCCUGCCUGCAGACCACCACCCUCUUUAAGUGUUGUAGAUAAUGUUGAUGACUGUCUAAUAAAGUUUAUUAUGAAUGA
Molecule: messenger RNA, 2811 nt
Organism: Ictalurus punctatus (channel catfish)
Lineage: Eukaryota; Metazoa; Chordata; Actinopteri; Siluriformes; Ictaluridae
Gene: spsb1
Product: splA/ryanodine receptor domain and SOCS box containing 1
Exons: 3
Coding region: 407-1228 (273 amino acids)
Biological process (GO): proteasome-mediated ubiquitin-dependent protein catabolic process; intracellular signal transduction
Cellular component (GO): SCF ubiquitin ligase complex
Molecular function (GO): protein binding
Source: RefSeq, a predicted model, not a curated record